AUACUGUUCAAAAAUAUUCUCCUCCUUGUCUGGAGAGAAAAAUGAGAUACGAAACCAGACUUAAAACACGAGGCAACAAAAUGCCAUUAACACUUCCGCAAUUCCUUCCAUUCCCCAAACGACAACUACAAAAUUCACAAAAUUGAACUAAACAUUCCCCAAGAAAUCCUCAUUAUCUCUAAAGCGACAACCUUUUCUCUCUCUGUUACUUUCUAUUCAUUUCUCUCUGGGAUUAAUCACUCACUAUACCCAGUAUUCGUUUCAUGUGUUAAAAGUAUAAAACUUUAGGGUUUAUGGCUCUGAUAGAGCAACAAGGAGAAGUGCAUAUGACGAGAUCGGUGCAGAUAUGGAGAGGGAUAGUAAAUUGGUUAGGGUUUUUGUUGCAGUUGUUUCUUCAGAUCCUGAGAAUAACGCCUUCCAUGGCUCAAAUGGCGCUGUCUUAUGUUGGUUUUACAUAUCCACUUCUCUCUUCUUCUUGUUGUUCUUCUUCUUCUUCUUUCAAGUCGUUGCCCGUUGUAGAAAUUCCUUUGCAAGAGUCAUCGCUAACACUACCUGCACAAAUCAGCGUCCCGGCUGACGUCAGUGAGGGCGAUGCUUGCAAUCACCGCAUGGAAAAGCUUACUGUGGUGCUUGAUUUGGAUGAAACACUAGUUUGUGCAUAUGAAACAUCUAGCUUGCCUAGCAGCAUUUGCGCUCUAGCUAUAGGAGCUGGGUUGAAGUGGUUUGAGUUGGAAUGUGUCUCUCCAGACAAGGAAUGUGAAGGAAAGACAAAAGUAAAUUAUGUGACGGUUUUCGAACGACCUGGUUUGCGAGAGUUCUUAAAACAGAUUAAUGAAUUUGCAGACCUUGUUUUGUUUACUGCUGGUCUUGAAGGUUAUGCUAGACCACUUGUUGACAGAAUAGAUGUGGAGAACCGAUUUAAACUACGGCUUUAUCGGCCUUCAACUGUUAGCACAGAAUAUAGAGAACAUGUGAAGGAUCUAUCUUGUAUAAUGAAAGAUCUCCAUCGAAUUGUAAUUGUUGAUAACAACCCAUUCAGUUUCUUGCUGCAACCAUUGAAUGGAAUACCAUGCGUUCCUUUCUCCGCUGACAAACCCAUUCAGUUUUCUUGCUGCAAUACCAUAAUGGAAUAG
Molecule: messenger RNA, 1133 nt
Organism: Jatropha curcas
Lineage: Eukaryota; Viridiplantae; Streptophyta; Magnoliopsida; Malpighiales; Euphorbiaceae
Source: RefSeq, a predicted model, not a curated record